Molecule: messenger RNA, 615 nt
Organism: Dentiscutata erythropus
Lineage: Eukaryota; Fungi; Glomeromycota; Glomeromycetes; Diversisporales; Gigasporaceae
Source: the annotation of a GenBank genome assembly
AUGCCACAACUUGCUGACGGUCCGUCGCCUACUUCUCCAACUUUCGAUGGGAAAGUAACCAGACUUAUAGUUGUUUCUAACCGUUUGCCAGUCACAAUCACAAAAACUGAUAAAGGCUGUACCUUUAAGUUGUCUUCUGGCGGUCUGGUGAGCGCGCUCAGCGGAGUGAAAAAAAGGAUGACAUUUACUUGGAUUGGAUGGCCUGGUAUUAACAUACCAGAAGAAGAAAGAAGUGAAGUCACUAAGCAAUUAGAGGAAUUAGAGGAAUAUUCAUGUGUUCCUGUUUUUGUUGAUGAUGAUUUGGCCGAUCGGCAUUAUAAUGGUUUUUCCAACUCUAUAUUAUGGCCAUUGUUUCACUAUCAUCCCGGCGAAAUUACUUUUUCCCAACAAGAUUGGGAAGCGUAUGAAAUUGUUAAUGGUCUUUUCGCAGAUGCCAUUAAUAACAUUGUUCGGGAUGGUGACUUGAUAUGGGUUCAAGAUUAUCAUUUGAUGUUACUACCAGCUAUGUUGAGAGAAAGAAUGGGUGAAAACAAGUUAAAUGUAAAAAUCGGAUUUUUUUUACAUACUCCAUUUCCAACCAGCGAGAUUUAUCGAAUUCUUCCUGCUCGCAGAGAA